UAAUGUAUCCACAAGGAGGAACACAUUGAUGGCCUUCCUUGUCACAUGGUGAUGAUGACUGGAAUUACAGAGAUGGUAUCCAGCAGAAUAUAGGAAUGAACCUGCAAUGUUGGUGCAUGGGGAGGAUGCUCUAAUCAACUCACCUCACCAGACCAGUGCCAAAGUUUAUGCCGUAUACCAUUAUGGAUAGUGAGCUAUUUUUUUUGUGAUUUACAAAGGGCGCAAGCUCAUUCGGGAGAAGCCCGAAUUUUUCUGGCUGGAAGAACGAAAAGCAACAGCAACGGCUCUGACACCAGCAGAACAACGGAGCGCGCGUCAGCUGGACUAUUGUGCCGGCAGCUAGAAAAUUGAGCUCGGGGUCUGACGCAGGCAGAGGCCCCACCCCGCGUGACGCCAGCGUCAGGCCAGUCCCGGCAUGCUGCGCGGCCGCCGGCGGUCGAACGCAGACGAAAGGAAUUUUUGCGAGAACAACCUCGGCUCAGUUCAGUUGCUGUCCAGACUCGGGUCGGCGGGAGUUCCCCUCCAACCGUUCUUCUACCGCCUGCCCGUCAGUCCGAGCGCCCCCAGCCCUCCCGCGAGGGCGCCCCGGGACGGAAGGAUCCACCAGCCUGUCGGCGCCCGCCGUUCUCGUGGUCGCCGUCGCGGUCGUGGUUGUGAUAGUAUCCGCCGUAGCCUGGGCCAUGGCCAAUUACAUCCACGUCCCGUCCGGCUCCCCAGAGGUCCCCAAGCUGGACGUCACGGUUCAGGAUCAGGAGGAGCAGCGCUGCCGGGAAGGGGCCCUGAGCCUCCUGCAACACCUGCGGCCGCACUGGGACCCUCAGGAGGUGACCCUGCAGCUCUUCACCGAUGGAAUCACAAACAAACUUAUUGGCUGUUAUGUGGGCAACACAAUGGAGGAUGUUGUCCUGGUGCGAAUUUAUGGCAAUAAGACUGAAUUGCUAGUUGAUCGAGAUGAGGAAGUGAAGAGUUUCCGAGUGUUACAGGCCCAUGGCUGUGCACCACAACUCUACUGUACUUUCAAUAAUGGAUUGUGCUAUGAAUUUAUACAGGGAGAAGCAUUGGAUCCAAAGCAUGUCCGCAACCCUGCCAUUUUCAGGCUAAUAGCACGCCAGCUUGCUAAAAUUCAUGCUAUCCAUGCGCACAAUGGCUGGAUUCCCAAAUCUAAUCUGUGGCUCAAGAUGGGGAAGUACUUCUCUCUCAUUCCCACAGGAUUUGCAGAUGAAGAUCUUAAUAAAAGGUUCGUAAGUGAUAUCCCAAGCUCUCAGAUUCUUCAGGAAGAGAUGACUUGGAUGAAGGAGAUUCUUUCCAACCUGGGCUCACCUGUUGUGCUUUGCCAUAAUGAUCUACUGUGUAAGAAUAUAAUCUACAAUGAGAAACAAGGUAAUGUACAGUUCAUUGAUUAUGAAUACUCUGGAUACAACUACCUGGCAUAUGAUAUUGGAAAUCAUUUCAAUGAAUUUGCAGGUGUGAGUGACGUAGACUACAGUCUCUAUCCAGGUAGAGAACUACAGAGCCAGUGGCUGCGUUCUUACCUUGAAGCCUACAAAGAAUAUAAAGGCUUUGGGACUGAAGUUACUGAAAAGGAGGUAGAAAUACUCUUCAUUCAGGUCAAUCAGUUUGCAUUGGCUUCUCAUUUCUUUUGGGGACUGUGGGCUUUGAUUCAAGCCAAAUAUUCCACCAUUGAGUUUGAUUUCCUUGGGUAUGCAAUUGUUCGUUUUAACCAAUACUUUAAAAUGAAGCCUGAGGUUACUGCAUUAAAAAUGCCUGAGUAAAGAUGUAAUAACUCUCAAGUAGCUGAACAAUGCUUGUGAAUUUUUUCUUAAGAAAUUCCAUAAAGCCAAUUAUUUGUUAAAAUUCUGUAAUUUAAUUUGGAUAUCUUGCUUUACAAAUUAUGCGUCUGUCAACCAAUCUGUUUUUUUAAAUAGACUGGUGUCAAAAAUAGACCUACUGCUUUCAGUAUGUGGUAGAUUGGAAAUUUAUUAAAUCUACAAAAAGGUAUAAAGAUGUCAGUUUAAUCUUUUUUUGAUAAUUUGUUAUAUGUGAAUUAUUUAUUAUAAGUGUAACAUGAUUCUUUGAUUGCUUUCAUAUAUUUCAUCUGUUAAAUGUAAGCAAUGAAAAUGUUCCAGAGUGAAUUUUGACUUUAAUUUUAGUUACAUGUUCUAGAUGUUCAUUCUAACUUUUUUAUCUUAAUGCACUGUAAGUAAAAUGGAUCAUUUAGUCUUGAAAUGCCAGGCACUGGUAUAGGUAACUUAGGGCGUUCAUUGAAAAACAUCAAUUUGGGAGGAUGAAAUGCAUUCACUGUCUAUGGUAGUGGUACAUCUUUUUGAAUUGAAUAUUGGAAACUCUGUUUUGGGGGGAUAUACUUUAGAAUUAGAUUCUCAUCUCCUUACAUAGUCUGGCAUAUAAAUAUUAAUAUUUACUAUGUAAUCCUGGAGUAGAUAAGGUGAUUUUGUUACGAAAAAUCUGGAUUCAUUAAUGUUUUCAUGUACUCAGUGUGGUCAUUUAAGUUACUAGUUUUGUUUUUAAGAUUUCAGUGUAUCAAAUUAUUUCUAACCAAAAGUUUUAUUUUACUUACUGAGAUAUUUUAUGUAUUUGCUAUUAAAUAAUAGCUAGUAGAACAAUUGAUAAUUUUUGAAACUUGUUUAAUAAUACUUGGGAACAAGAAAAUGUCAUUUAGAUUGAUUCUUUUUUAUCCCUUUAGAUUAAUUUCUCACAUUUUGGUUUCAUGUUUUAGUUUGGCUCCAUGUCUUUAUAAUGAUAGCAAAUAGUUGCUUGAUACAUGUAGGUUCAGAGAAAUAAGUUGAGAUGGUUAAUAGAAUUAAAUAAGGAACAUUUAAGGCAUUGAUAUUGUACACUUAAAAUCUGAUAUAACAAAAUGUGAAUUAAGCUGAAAUACUUCUCCGUUAGUUUUGAUUUCUCUUAAUUUUGUUUGUAUAUUUUUUGUUUUGUUUUCGGGUGAGAGGAUGGUGAUUAUUAUAUGGAAGGAACUUAGAUCCUUGGGAUAAGUAGGGGUCAAACUUUGAAGACUGCUGUGUGGAGUUGAGUCGCCAUGGUUGUUUUCACUUAGAAAAUUAGUCUGACAAGCUUUUCACUUUGGUCACAUAAGUGCCCAUGUACAAAGUUGGCUUAAUGGAUCUGCAUAUUCAGAAUAUGCCACUACAAAUUUAUCCUCUGAGAAAUCUUCUGGGGAGUCUGAUGUAUUAUUCCAAAUGACUUAUUUUCAAAUAAGUGCUUUAAAAUACUUGGAUUAUCUCAAGAUGUUUAAAGGUAAUAAAGUAGAAACACUUAAAGGCCAUUUUAAAUGGUAAAUUCUAGUUACAUAAAUGGAAUCUUAAAAUCUGUCUGUAUAUAUAACAAUGUUAGACCAAGGUUUGUUUUCUACCUCCCCAAUGUUACAAAUGUUCACUUCUGUUUUUAUAAACCACAUUAUUGUAGAAUCAAUAGAAUUUUCCCUAAUUGAAUGAAUGGAAUCAAUUCAAUAACUGUUUAUAUAACGUUAGAAUAUACUUGAAAAAUUGUUUUUGGUGGGAUUUUUAUCUGUGGUUGGAAUAUUUUCUUAGAACAAUGAAAAAUAUGUAAUACUCUUGAUUUUUUUUUUUUUUUUUUUUUUUUUUGCUUUCCAACUUCUUAAAGUGCAACAGUAUGUACUAUGGGAGGAGAGAAGAUCAUUUUACUACCUUACUCUUCAAACUAUUUUGAAUAGAGAUUCACUGAGCCAUUGCUGGUAGACUGUGCAUAGCUGCUAGCUGUGACACUACUAUAAUAAGCAUUUCAGAAAGAUUCAUGUAGAAGUGAAUGUAAAGGGGAAUAAAGGCUCUCACUUUAUCCCUAGGAGAGUAUCCACUGGAUCUUGGGGACAUAAUCAGAUAUUUAAGAUAGUUCCCUGACUCUUUGGUUAGGUUUUGGAUGUUGUGGUGCUCCCACUUCAGUACAGGUUUUGCGGGGGGGAUCAUGCUACAGGUUCUUAAUAGGGUUCAAAUUGCUUCUCUUUUUUGUUAACCAUUUAGGACAUUCUAAAGGAAAAACGUCCCUCUAAAAUUAUCCCGUGGCUUCUUGAGAUAUCUGUUGCCUUUUUAUGUUAAGCUAAGGAACUUGAAUGCCUUACCUAAUAACUCAACUUGUAAGCUCAUUGUGUAAAUAUGAAAUGGUUGUUAGAGAAGUGGCAUUCAUGUGUAUACUCAUUGUUAGUCAAUAGACCAUAGUGGCCUGGAUGCUUUAACAAGCAAAAUUCCACGAUUUUUUCCUCGUUGUUCCUUACAUACUUGUUAGAUCUUACUGACCAGUAACGUUGUUUUCCCUCUUCUGACUGCAUACUACUACCAUUUUCUGGAAGUCAAAGAGAUGUGGCAGUAGAUCAUACUAUUCAUGUGAUCAUUUGAGAUCGAUAUGAGCACAAAACUCAUCAACUAGGUCUGCCUGGAAUGUAUAUAAAACAGUGUAAAUAAAAAUUUGUAAAUUAGUGUGAAUUGUAUCUUGCAUAUGAGAUUGUGUAUUGUUUUGCAUUCUCUUCCCUUUUGUAGAAAUUUUUCUGUAAGGAACUAAUCUAGUUCUUUGGUUUUAGACUGGAAAUAGCCAGCAGUUCUGGCUACACAGUGGGAUAACAAUAGGAACUGGAAAUAGGGUUUAUCAGUUUUUGUUAAUGUUAGUACUUAUUUAUUUAGCCUCUCAGUGCCUAAUAAUACUUCUCUUCAUCUUUAGUUGUUCAUUAGUUUUUGUGAAGUUAGAUUCCUGCAAGUGGUCAAUUACUAUACACUGUUAGAGCUCCAUUCCACAAUUCUAAGCUAAAGCAAAUUAAAAUAUAACUUAAAAAUCGUACACUGAAGUAUUAUCCCUUUCCUAUUUUCAAGGUUGUUAACCUAACCAUUUUCUACCAAAAAAAAAAAACCAAAACACGAAACUUUUGAUAUCUCAAUGUGAAUCUAAGUCCUGUGUGUACAAGAGAUAUGAUAAAUACUGUCUCCUAGUUCAACCUAAACAUAUCUCCGUUGGCUUUUCUAAAUAUAAAGUUUAUUGUGGAAUUGUAAAAAGACCCCCAAAAACAUAAGUAAUCUUAUAAUGACUGAUAUUUUCAUUUUUGCUGGACUAAGAAUAAUUUAUUUUAAUUUCAUAAGUGUUUCUCAAGCUUCCAAAAUUAAAGAAAAAAGUUCCCUGGACACUUUGUUAACAAGUUACAAACCUCCACUUUAAUAAUUAUAUAGGUACUUGUUUUUUACAUUACACAAAGCCUUCUGUACCAUUUUGUAAUUCCUUUGUAAUAUAAAAUGAGAAUACUAUCAGUUUGAUUUUCUGCUGUAAAUUGCCUUCAAAUAAGCAUUUUAUACUGCAUUCCAAAGUGAUAGAUCGAGACAGUCAGUUGGUAGACAAACUUGCAAUGCUUUAUGCUAGGAGAGUUUUGUUAUUGGCAGCAACUUGCACUACUUUAUACAAGAGGCGAAUACUAGUAAUUGUUAUGCACAGAGGAAAAUGGUAAAACAGCUUUAUCCUUAUUUCAGAGUUGAUUUGCUGUGAGUUUUCUUUAGUCCAUUAGAUUUUGCACCGUCCUUUGACUGGAAACGUAGUUACAUACUGCAGUCUGUUUUCCUGCCUUUUUUUUUUUUUCACCCCUCAUGCCGCCUAAGUGAUUAGUGUUAUGCUUGGGGGUUGAUGUCUUUGGGUAGAAAAGCAUAUCAAUUAUUUUAAAUGAAUUGUCCCCCCAUCUUUGAAGCUUAUUCUGUAAGAUGGUACUAUAGAAAAAAAUACUUGGGUUGGCCUUACUUGAAGUUUUGAAAACUGAAAUUAGUAAGAUAUAGCACAUAAUAAAUUAGAUUUUUGCACUAAAAGUUUUAUUUCUGGAACAUAAAUUUGAAAUGGACAGAAAAUUUCAACUAUUUCAAUGGAAAAAAUAACAAUAGUGCUUAUAGAGAAUACCUAUUUGUGUUGGGCAUCCAAAAUUAAAGUUUUUCAUAGGUUUUUGUCCUAAAAUCUGCUUUCUUUUUCCCUAUGCACUACUUAUGCUACUGAUGUUAUCAAUUAACAAGCAACAAGUUAAAAUAAAAUGUGUUCAUUAUGAAUCCUGUAGCAUUUUUUGUUAUAAAAAAAACCAUUGUGUGAAAUACUCUUCAUGUAGACAUAUUUUUGUUUACAUCUUAUCCACUAAUGGAAUAAAUACCCAUUAAUCAUUUUAACAAAACACAAAAUAUUUACACAAAAAGAUUGCAUACUGUAUUUAAACUAGUUAGUGAUGAAUAAGAAAAAGUGGCUGAUUUAAAUAGUUACAUUAGAUAAAUUUUAAAACUCUAACAAAGGAACUUGCAAAGCUGGGCGAAGAUCUGUCUGAUGAUACCCCUGUGAACCAGCUCUUGUGACCCGGCAGAGCGCCCCACCCAGCAGUGGGGAGGUGGGAGGACCCAGCUGCCGGGCUCUGGUGUGCUGCUACUUCAGUUUGGGUGGUGACACACUGACAUUUUCACUGUCCCAUAAUCUGAGGACAUUUCCUGUCAUUUGUACUGAAGUAACUAUAAAUUGAUGGAAUUUGCAAAGAAGAACCCUUUUAACUGUAUUGUAUUUAGAGCCUUUGUACAGCUGGCUGAAAUUUCCAUUAUAAUGAAGUAUUUGAAUUUUAAAAUAUACUAUUAUAAGGAAGAAGACAUGGCAUUAUUCCAUGUUUUUAAAUUCUAAUUUUUCAGUUUCAGAAGAAAACAGUAAUUGUCAUUGCAUUAGUUGUAUGUUAAAUUGGGGAAUGGGCAUAAAGCUUCAGUUUGUGUUUAUCAGAUGUGAACCUUAGUAGUAUAAUGCUGCUUUGUAUAUACUGUAAGGUGCUGCAGACAGUCUCAGCACUGAACAUGCAUCGAUACCUCUCACGUGAGUGCAACUUCGGACGCAGGCGUUCUGACAUGCCUCAGAACGUGUCUGAGCGUCUGAGAACUUGCUCAUCUGUUUGGAAAUGAAGAUACUUCCUGGUUUUUGUUGCAUAUUUUCAUAUUUAAAUUUUAAUUUUUACUGCUGUUAAUUUAAGUAAAAUUUGUUCUGUGGAUAAAAUGGGGUUGCCAGUGAAGAAAAUGAAAAACAGCCUCAUUCAUAUACCUGCUUAAGUAAAAAUAUGUUUUUCCUCUAUGUUCAUAAACUUUUAGUGAAGCUGUUUGUAUUUCUGUUUAAAUAUAACUGAUGUUUGGCUCUAUUUCUGUUGAGUAAGGCCUUUUACCAUUGAUUUAAAUGAAGGAAUGUAUCUUGAAGAGAUUUAUAUUCUGUAAAUAAAUUGGUUGUAACAUUAAA
This is a messenger RNA of Artibeus jamaicensis (Jamaican fruit-eating bat), 7251 nucleotides long. It is a transcript of the gene ETNK1, whose product is annotated as ethanolamine kinase 1. Gene Ontology annotation, molecular function: ethanolamine kinase activity. Gene Ontology annotation, cellular component: cytoplasm. NCBI's taxonomy places the organism in Eukaryota, Metazoa, Chordata, Mammalia, Chiroptera, Phyllostomidae. The transcript is spliced from 11 exons. The record is from RefSeq and is a predicted model, not a curated record. Gene Ontology annotation, biological process: phosphatidylethanolamine biosynthetic process. The coding region runs from base 681 to 1772 and encodes 363 amino acids.